UUUUCUUCCACUUUCUCUCUUGCGUUCUCUAUCCUCCGUUAUCUUACUUUACCAUUUGCAAGGGAUAGAGGAUCAACGAGAGAGAGGGUCCAUCACGUUUUUAAAGGGCCGGCGCAUUUCUUGAUUCGUUUAUUGUUCUCCACAACUCUCGAUACGAUACCGUCAGAUCUAGGAGGAAACCACAAAUUUGAAGGUUUAUACGAAUUUCGUGUGCGAUUUCUGCCUUGUUGUGUCAAUUUGGAUUUUACUUGGAAAGAGUUGAAUCUGUUAUAAGGCUUUUGUUGGUGGGUUCCUGUGUUAAGAUGGCUGCUACUGCUGGUCCAAGAUAUGCACCAGAGGACCCUACUCUCCCCAAACCAUGGAGAGGCUUAGUUGAUGGUAAAACUGGGUAUCUUUAUUUUUGGAAUCCAGAAACUAAUGUCACUCAGUAUGAGAGGCCUACUGCCCCUGCUCAUCCAUUGAAGUCUUCAAUGCCUAUAAGUUCUUCAGUUCAAGUUCAACAAUCUUCUCAUCGAGGCUAUAGCCCCAUUAAAGAAGAUGAUAAGUACGGCAGAGGCAAUAAUGGUGGAUCAAAACCUGAUGCUGGAGCAAAGAGUAGUCAGACUGCAAGAGUUGGACCUGGACAAUCUCAAACUGUUCCAAGUGACACAGCUAAUGGGCCUGGUGGAUUGUAUGCUAGAACACAUGGAUCAUCAACUGGAGGAAGUGGUCUUUCUGCAGAGGCUUAUCGUCGACGCCAUGAAAUUACAGUUACUGGAGAUGAAGUUCCCCCACCUCUUAUGUCGUUUGAGGCUACUGGCUUUCCUUCUGAGAUUUUGAGAGAGGUACACAGCGCGGGGUUUUCUGCCCCAACUCCAAUUCAGGCACAAUCAUGGCCAGUUGCUCUGCAGAACAGAGAUAUUGUAGCCAUUGCAAAGACUGGCUCAGGCAAGACCUUAGGUUACCUAAUUCCUGGAUUUAUUCAUCUGAAGCGCUGUCGAAAUGACCCUCAACUGGGUCCUACUGUAUUGGUAUUGUCACCAACAAGAGAGUUGGCAACACAGAUACAGGAUGAAGCUGUGAAGUUUGCGAAGUCAUCCAGAAUUUCUUGCACGUGCUUGUAUGGAGGAGCACCAAAAGGUCCCCAGUUGAAAGAAUUGGACAGAGGAGCAGAUAUUGUGGUUGCCACUCCUGGCCGUUUGAAUGAUAUUCUUGAAAUGAGGCGAGUUAGCCUCAGCCAAGUUUCUUACCUUGUACUAGAUGAGGCUGAUCGCAUGUUGGACAUGGGUUUUGAGCCCCAAAUACGAAAGAUAGUAAAGGAGGUGCCUGCUCGUCGCCAAACCCUCAUGUACACAGCAACUUGGCCAAAGGAAGUUCGGAAAAUUGCAGCAGAUCUACUUGUCAAUCCUGUUCAAGUUAAUAUUGGCAAUGUUGAUGAACUUGUGGCAAACAAGUCAAUCACACAGUAUAUUGAACUAUUGGCACCUAUGGAGAAACACAGAAGGUUGGAGCAGAUAUUACGGUCUCAAGAACCUGGGUCAAAGAUUAUUAUUUUUUGUUCAACGAAAAAGAUGUGUGAUCAACUUGCACGUAAUCUUACACGCCAAUUUGGAGCUGCUGCUAUUCAUGGAGACAAGUCUCAGGGUGAGAGGGAUUAUGUCCUUAAUCAGUUCCGUACGGGGAGGUCUCCAGUGCUUGUUGCUACUGAUGUCGCUGCUCGAGGACUGGACAUUAAAGAUAUAAGGGUUGUUAUCAACUAUGAUUUUCCUACUGGAGUGGAGGAUUAUGUUCAUAGGAUUGGGAGGACUGGUCGGGCAGGUGCUACUGGAGUGGCUUAUACAUUCUUUGGUGACCAGGAUGCUAAGUAUGCUUCAGAUCUCAUUAAAGUCUUGGAAGGGGCAAGCCAACGGGUGCCUCCAGAAAUUCGUGAUAUGGCUUCUCGUGGUGGUGGGAUGGGCAGGCCUAGGCGUUGGGCCUCUGGUCCUGGUGGGCGUGAUGGUGGCCGCGGUGGGCGUGGCGAUUUUGGUUAUGGUGGAAGGGAUGGGGGAAGAGGUAGUUGGGGGAUGUCUAAUUCCUCUUCUGGAAGGCCAGAAAAAGGUGGAGGCCGUGGAUAUGACCAUGAGACACGAGACAGGUAUGAUCGAGGGUACAGCAAUGGCUAUGAUAAAGGCCGUAGUCGCAGUCGCAGCCCUGAUAGGGAGGCAGGUUGGGGCAACUGUAAUAAAAGUUUGAAUCGUGAUCGCAGCCGCAGUCGCAGCCCUGAUAGAUAUAAUGGGGCUAAACGGUCCCCAGUGCGCAGUUUUCACCAGGCAAUGAUGGAAAGAAACCGGGCAUCGUCACCGCCUCAAAACCAGCGGGAGAGGUCAAGAUCCCCUCUUGGCGGUGGCAACAGUUUUCACAAGGCAUCAACUCGUGAACAGUCUCCAGCGGGCAGUUUUCACCAGGCAAUAAUGGGAAGGGGUCAGGGAUCGACACUGACAGAACAAGGAAGAUCACCUGCAACUGGGCAAGAGAAUACAGGAUAUAAUGGUGGAUCCUAUUCUCAUUUUGGGGAAGACGAAGAGGAAGGCAUGAUUCCGGCUGACAAUGAAGGCAUGUCUCAAAGAGCAGAUGGCCAUUGAUUUCCUUGGCCCAUCCUACCUGCCCCUCUCUCUUUUGGUUGUAUUUUUGGGGGGGUUAUCUUUUUAACCUUUUAUUUGUAGCUUAAAAUAGGUGUAGCAAAGGGGAAUUAUGGUGAUUAGUUGAUUUUUGGUGAAAAACUCCUUUUGGUUUGAAGGAGAGGGUUUAGAAAGUGAAGUCGCUAAUUCUGUUUUGUGGUCUUUGUUAGAAAAGUAAAAAAGAAGGAAAAUGCCGUUUUAAGUGUAUUUAUCACGGGAGGGUGAAAUGUAAGAUGGAACUGUGUAAUGAACAAUAUAUAGUUUAAACAGUUAAUUUGGUGAAAAAUUUCCUCGGUUAUUUUAUUUA
Messenger RNA from Jatropha curcas, 2943 nucleotides. Its product is annotated as DEAD box RNA helicase family protein. Gene Ontology annotation, molecular function: nucleic acid binding; ATP binding; protein binding. Lineage: Eukaryota; Viridiplantae; Streptophyta; Magnoliopsida; Malpighiales; Euphorbiaceae. The record is from RefSeq and is a predicted model, not a curated record.